This is a messenger RNA of Chaetomium fimeti, 1209 nucleotides long. RefSeq names its product UbiA prenyltransferase family-domain-containing protein. Gene Ontology annotation, molecular function: 4-hydroxybenzoate polyprenyltransferase activity. Gene Ontology annotation, cellular component: mitochondrial inner membrane. Bases 1 to 1209 code for a protein of 402 amino acids. Lineage: Eukaryota; Fungi; Ascomycota; Sordariomycetes; Sordariales; Chaetomiaceae. The record is from RefSeq and is a predicted model, not a curated record. Gene Ontology annotation, biological process: ubiquinone biosynthetic process. The transcript has 2 exons.
AUGGGUGCGACCACGGCCCGGCCACGGCGCGGGCAUCGUUCCAAACCCGAACCAGAGCGGGCCCCAGCGGCUGGCCCCUCCCCUUCGGUACAAUCCAGCAACGGCCGUGCUACCGGCUGGACUUCACACCUGCCGCCGUCCUGGGUGCCCUAUGUGGAGCUGGCGCGCCUCACCAUGCCGGCCGCCCUGUUUCUAAUCUACCUCCCCACCCUGUUUGGCGUCGUCCUCGCCGCCGUCCUCGCCCGCCGUGGCAGUGGCAGCGGGAACGCUGACGGUGGGUUCGAUUUCCCCAAUCCCUGGUGGUACACCUGUCUGCUUUUGUUCGUGGCCUCCUUCUUCUUCUCCAACGCCGCGCACGCGUGGAACGACCUGAUCGACGCCCCCUUCGACGCUCUCGUGUCCAGGACGGCCCGGCGUCCAAUCCCGCGCGGCGCCAUUUCCCGUCCGGCAGCUGUGGCUUUCGCCGCAGCCAACGCCACCAUCACCGGCGCUGCGCUCCUGGGCUUCCCCGACCCGGCCGGCGCGUUCCGCUACGCCCUGCCCAACAUCAUUGCCACCAUCUACUACCCCUACGCCAAGCGCCACACCAACCUCCCACAGCUCGUCCUCGGCUUCUGCCUCGCCUGGGGCAUCGUCAUGGGCGCCGUCGCCGUCGGCUGCGAGCCCUUCGCCCUCAGCAACACCAUCCGCCUACACCCCCGCCCCCCAAACCUACCACACGUCUUCUCGCCACACCUCCAUCACACCCAUGAUCACCCCCUUUCCACCACCACUACCACCACCACCCCAACCUUCCCAUCCAUCCCAUCCAUCCCAUCCAUCCCAUCCAUCCCCACCACGCUCACCCUCGGCCCCCUCACCCUCUCAACCCCCUUCCUAACCCUCUUCACCGCCAGCGCCCUCUGGUCCGCCAUCUACGACACCAUCUACGCCGCCGACGACCUGGCCGGCGACACCCGCCUCGGGCUCGGCAGCCUGGUGGUGCUGUGCGGGGGCCACCCGGGGCGUACCAAGACCGCGAUGGGGGGGCUGUUGGUGCUGUUUGCGGGGUGUCUUGUGUUGUGUGGGUUGAGCCUUCCGGUUGGGGGGGCGGGUUGGGGGUUUUAUGUCCUCGCGCCGGGGGGGUGUACGGUUUCGCUGGGGGUGAUGGUGGCGAGGGUGGAUUUGGGGGAUGCGAGGAUCCUCCAGGGCACCGAUUGCCCCGUAUGA